UUCUGAAUAAUUGAGUUUAAUUUAUGGAAAAACAGCUGACUUUAAGUUGUACACUUUUUAACAAGUCCACACACCUUCAUGCCGAUCCAGUAAAAAAAAAAUGCUUCUUGAAAUGGAACGCAUCCCAGUAUGCGAUAUCGUUUCCUUUACGUACAAGUCCAAAUUUCAUGCUGGAAAGUUUUAAAAAAUCAAGUUUGCUUCUUGAACACAUAGCAACUCCCAUUUAAAAUAAAAUAAGACAUGGAGUUUUACGAUUAUUUCACCGAUCUGGGCGAAAUCAUCAUCCCCGAGAUUCUCGACAGCAGCGAAAUCAACAACACGGUGAUCGAAAAUUUGAGAGAGAUGAAGGGCAAGUUUAUGGUGGGUUUUAUGAUAGAAGUGGCCCUCAAUCCUACCUUGGUGGUGCAGGAGCCGUCGGAUGUGGAACAGGUGAUGACCCAGGAUGAGAUAAGGAAAGUUUAUGCUCUUAAUUUCUUCAAGAACCGCAAGCUGAAGUAUAAGCAACUGAUCCAUUCCCUGGCCGAAGAGCAGACGGACGGCAUGAAGAAUCUAAAAGACAAAUUCCUCAACGACCUCAACUCUCUGAGCUCCACGAGGGACAUGGAUACGGACGAGGAGGCUUACCAAGCGCUCAAGAACCACCUGACCAUGGUGCAGAAAAGGCUCAUCUCCAUUGAGAAGCGGAACGAGGCGGUCCAGCUCGAGUUCGAGAAGAAGCUGGCCCGUCUGAAGUACGUCGACAAGAAAAACACAGAACUGGAGAAGCUCUACCUCAACCCUGUCAUAGAGGCGCACAACAAGCUUAAAGGAGGUGAGUCUCUCAACGAUGAAGAGACGAUGCAGGUCAUCUACGCCAAGUGGAAAGGGCUUAACGUUCGACUGAGACGAACCCUGAAAAAAGUCCACCAGCACUACCUAAACUUGUUCUGCAAACGCAAUUUAGCCUUCAGUUUCUUGGUGAAGCAGGUCGGGAACCGGGAAAGGUGUAUAUUCCUCAACACAACGGCAAACCCUGAAGAAGGCUGGGCCAGUACACAGCCCGUCAGUCCCGAGUCCUCGGACUCAGACCUGUUCGAGACGUCGGAAUCCUGCUUUCCCCAUACCCUGGCCGCGAUCGGGAACAACGUCGUCGAUAUGUCAAGGAUUCACUAUCAAAUUGAUAGGAUGAAGCGCAUAACCAAAAACCUCGUCCACUAGCCGAUUAACUAUCAGGAAAAGGCCAAUGAAACGUUGAUCUCCUUCGUUUCUGAUGACUCAAUUGUCGACGGAGAUAUCAAUUAAAACAAUCCAGAAAAAAAUAACUGCAUUCUAUCUUUAAAUAAUAGACUUGUUAAAAAAAA
Molecule: messenger RNA, 1340 nt
Organism: Cimex lectularius (bed bug)
Lineage: Eukaryota; Metazoa; Arthropoda; Insecta; Hemiptera; Cimicidae
Exons: 2
Coding region: 241-1197 (318 amino acids)
Source: RefSeq, a predicted model, not a curated record